AUUAUCUGUUAUAUCUGUUUCAGCUUCUCUCUGUUCGGGGUGUGUCUGAUGGCCUUGCAUCAGGCCCGGUAUAUCCUCAGUGAGUUCUCCUCCCCCAGCAUCAGGAGCAACCACAACUCUGUCCUGUCCCGCGACAACGACUCCGUCAAUAACAUCACACCCAACGGCAUAAAUAAAACAAAGGGUAGUUGUAAGAGCUAUGUGGACACCUGUCACACCUCUGACAAAGGAAAGGGGCGUGGCUCUCCAGCCCUGGCAAACAGCCCCGUCCAGCGACCCCAACCAUCCUCAAAGAAAGCCUCCUUAACCACCCCCACCCAAGCACAGAAGAAACACAAGGUUUCACUCUAUUACACCAAACAUAAGUCCAGCUUGUCCACAGCAGCGCCUGAUGCUGUUAUGAUGGAUGAAGAGCAUGAAGACCUGACUCAGGACCCUCCUCUGACCCCAGACUCUGACGUCUGCAACAACAACGAACCAGCUUUCAUCAGUGAGCACGUUGAAAAGAUUUCCGCAGACUUUAAAGACGACUCCCACAGCACUGUAGAAGAAAGAGUGCCAGCAGCGGUUAUGUUUCCCACGGAAACGCCUGCUAGUUUCCCAGACAACGUGACAGUAGGUCCAGGACCUAGACCCGGCCUGUUGCUGUGCCGACCUGUAGAGAAGAAGUGCACCGAGCACUACGCAGAGAAGAUCAACUCUGAGAAAAGGGACGGCUCUGAAAUGGAGCUAAGAGAAGAAGGCAAAGGCCAGAAACAGAAAGCACAGAAUGCAGAGGCUGGCACUGCAUCAGGGAAUAAUAAGGGAAAGAGGAGUCGCAGGAAGACAGAAACCGUCUCCAGCGCCCCUGAGCACAAUGUGGUCGUGAUACAAGAGAGGGAGAAGGAACCCGAGUGGAAAACAAGCGAGCGUAACAUCAGCGGACCCCGCAACAGGAACCGCUGCUGCAACAUCUCCAAGUCAGAAGCACCAAAGCCUGCACUGAGUGUUGAGAGCCCCCUCAAACAGAAUGUAGGUGUGUGUCCUGCUCGUACUCGACGGAAGUGUGCCACCGAGCGUCAGGGUGGGGCAGUGUGUGAGUCGGGCUCGGACUCGGGCAGCUCGUCGGGCAGCGUGCGGGCCAGCAGGGGCAGCUGGGGCAGCUGGAGCAGCGCCAGCAGCAUGGAGGGAGAGAAAGACGCCCGAACACACGCCUACUCUACCUCAUCUAGAAAAAGGGAGCCCAUGCAGUACGGCGUCUACCCAGUAGAGAGAGACUGCUACCAGAACAUGAAUAAAAACUACAAGGCUCUCAGCAUGAACAGCCUGUACCGUAAAGAAGUGUGCCAAAGCCCUGACCCCCCCGCGCCCAGCUUCGCUCCGAGUUUUGCUGCCGUGGCCGCAGGAGUAGACCGGAACAUGGAUCUGACAGGUCAGUAUCUGCCUGAAGAGACGUGGUCCGCUCCGUCCAUCCCCCUCACCAAUGAGUUCAGAUACAACACCACCGAAGCCCUGCCCUACAUACCUCAGCCACCAACCUCUGCCUCAUACAACGGGUUUACCUGGAGUAGUGCCAACAGCCAGUGCAACAGUCCCUACACCUACUGUGAGGAAAGGAAAUACAUAGGUAAUGGAACAUUUCCAAGUGGUUAUCCCGGUCAGGAGGUCCAGCAUGCACACAGCAACCAGAGCAGCUGGAGUGAGGAGCCGCAGCAGGAGUCGCCCUCAGCCUGGGACACAGCAGCCUGUGUGGGUAGCAAGCCAUACUUCUCGGGAACCCGCAGCCUCUCCCCCAUGUCCAGCCUGUUUGGAUCCAUCUGGACGCCUCAGAGCGAGCCUUAUCAGAGCCACUUCCACCCUGAGCGCUCAGCCCCGAUGUCCCCUGUGUCCCCCGUGUCCCCCAUCACCCCGCCUCACUCCCCCUUCACCCGGGAGCCAGAGGUGACCUGCGCACCGAUGCUGUACUCCAGCUUCAACCCCUUCGGCCCACACAUGAACCUGGACAUAUGGAACUCUUCCUCCAACCGCAGCUCCAACUCACAACUCUCCAACGACUCUGGCUACUGUGGAGAUGUUUAAAAAAAAAAACAGAAAGCGGCACACCUUAACAAUAAUUUCAAGCAUAUAAAAACAUGUUAUGUAAAAGAAA
This is a messenger RNA of Notothenia coriiceps (black rockcod), 2128 nucleotides long. RefSeq names its product transmembrane protein 131-like. Lineage: Eukaryota; Metazoa; Chordata; Actinopteri; Perciformes; Nototheniidae. The transcript has 11 exons. The record is from RefSeq and is a predicted model, not a curated record. Bases 49 to 2058 code for a protein of 669 amino acids. Gene Ontology annotation, cellular component: membrane.